AUGUCUGACAGCGAACCCAGCAAGCUGCCCACGCCCGCGGCAUGCACAGCCGAUUUCUGUCUGAUCCCUCUCGGCACGCCGACGGCUUCCGUUUCCCAAGAGGUCGCCGAGGUGCAGCGGCUGCUCAAGAAGACGGGUGUCAAGUAUAGUAUGCAUUCGGCGGGGACGACUCUUGAAGGAUCAUGGGAGGAGGUGAUGAGAGUCAUUGGGCAGUGCCACAGUAUGCUGCACGCGAGAGGCGUAGUCAGGAUCCAAAGUGAUAUUCGCGUGGGAAGCAGAACGGACAAGAAACAGGGCUUUGCGGACAAGGUCGCUGCUGUUGAGAAGCUGCUCAAGGACGACGACAAGAAGACUGAACUGAAUGGCGAGAGCGCAGAAACGCAGACAUGA
This is a messenger RNA of Zasmidium cellare ATCC 36951, 390 nucleotides long. RefSeq lists its product as uncharacterized. NCBI's taxonomy places the organism in Eukaryota, Fungi, Ascomycota, Dothideomycetes, Mycosphaerellales, Mycosphaerellaceae. Gene Ontology annotation, cellular component: cytosol. The record is from RefSeq and is a predicted model, not a curated record. The transcript has 3 exons. The coding region runs from base 1 to 390 and encodes 129 amino acids.